CCAGUAGUCAGAAGACCUGGUUUCUAGAAGAGUCAAGAUCAGAUAUCACUGAGAUGGAUUUUCAGUCUGUAAAUUUAGAUACUGACCGAGCUUUAUCAUUACUGGAAGAAUACUGCAAAAAAUUAAGGAAACCAGAAGAGCAGCAGUUGAAAAACGCUGUUAAAAAGGUGAUGGGUAUCUUUAGGAGCAGCUUAUUUCAAGCUUUGCUAGAUAUUCAAGAAUUUUAUGAAGUGACAUUGCUAAAUUCUCAAAAAAGUUGUGAGCAGAAGAUAGAAGAAGCCAAUCAAGUUGCACAGAAAUGGGAGAAGACAUCGCUUUUUGCUCCAUGCCAUGAUAACCUUCAGAAGUCUGCAGAGCUUACAGGUUGCAGUGGACCAAAGGAAAAUGCUUCAUGUAUUGAACAGAAUAAAGAAAAUCAGUGUUUUGAAAAUGAAACGGACAAGAAGACCAGUCAAAACCAAGGCAAAUGCCCGGCCCAGAAUUGUUCAGUGGAAGCUCCUGCUUGGAUGCCUGUUCACCACUGUACUAAGUAUCGCUACCAAGAUGAGGAUGCUCCACAUGAUCAUUCCUUACCUCGACUAACCCAUGAAGUAAGAGGCCCUGAACUCGUGCAUGUAUCAGAAAAGAACCUGUCGCAAAUAGAAAAUGUCCAUGGAUACGUCUUGCAGUCUCACAUCUCUCCUCUGAAGGCCAGCCCUGCUCCUAUCAUCGUCAACACAGAUACUUUGGACACAAUUCCUUAUGUGAAUGGAACUAAAAUUGAACAUGAAAAUAAAACUAUCAUACUGGAGAAAGGGAAUUCUGGCCUGGGAUUCAGUAUUGCUGGAGGGACAGAUAAUCCCCAUAUUGGAGAUGACCCGGGCAUAUUUAUUACGAAGAUUAUACCAGGAGGUGCUGCAGCAGAGGAUGGCAGACUCAGGGUCAAUGAUUGUAUCUUGCGGGUGAAUGAGGUCGAUGUGUCUGAGGUUUCCCACAGUAAAGCAGUGGAAGCCCUCAAAGAGGCGGGGUCGAUCGUUCGGCUGUACGUGCGGAGAAGACGACCCAUUUUGGAGACUGUUGUGGAAAUCAAACUGUUCAAAGGGCCUAAAGGUUUAGGCUUCAGUAUUGCAGGAGGUGUGGGGAACCAGCACAUUCCUGGAGACAACAGCAUUUAUGUAACUAAAAUUAUAGAUGGAGGAGCUGCACAAAAGGAUGGAAGGUUGCAAGUAGGAGACAGACUUCUAAUGGUAAACAACUACAGUUUAGAAGAAGUAACACAUGAAGAGGCGGUAGCCAUAUUGAAGAACACGUCAGAUGUAGUUUAUCUAAAAGUUGGCAAACCCACCACCAUUUAUAUGACUGAUCCUUAUGGCCCACCUGAUAUUACUCACUCUUAUUCUCCACCGAUGGAAAACCAUCUACUUUCUGGCAACAAUGGCACUUUAGAAUAUAAAACCUCCCUGCCGCCCAUCUCUCCAGGAAGGUACUCACCAAUUCCAAAGCACAUGCUUGUUGAAGAUGAUUACACCAGGCCUCCGGAACCUGUUUACAGCACUGUGAACAAACUGUGUGAUAAGCCUGCUUCUCCCAGGCACUAUUCCCCUGUUGAGUGUGACAAAAGCUUCCUCCUCUCAGCUCCCUACCCCCACUACCACCUAGGCCUGCUCCCUGACUCUGAGAUGACCAGUCAUUCCCAACACAGCACUGCAACCCGCCAGCCUUCAGUGACUCUCCAACGAGCCAUCUCACUGGAAGGGGAGCCCCGCAAGGUGGUCCUACACAAAGGCUCCACUGGCCUGGGCUUCAACAUCGUGGGCGGGGAAGACGGAGAAGGGAUUUUUGUAUCCUUCAUUCUGGCUGGUGGACCAGCGGACCUGAGCGGGGAGCUCCAGAGAGGAGACCAGAUACUAUCCGUGAAUGGCAUUGACCUCCGCGGAGCAUCCCAUGAACAGGCUGCUGCUGCACUAAAGGGGGCUGGACAGACGGUGACGAUUAUAGCACAAUACCAACCUGAAGAUUACGCUCGAUUUGAGGCCAAAAUCCAUGACCUACGAGAGCAGAUGAUGAACCACAGCAUGAGCUCCGGGUCCGGGUCCCUGCGAACCAAUCAGAAACGCUCCCUCUAUGUCAGAGCCAUGUUUGACUAUGACAAGAGCAAGGACAGUGGGCUGCCAAGUCAAGGACUUAGUUUUAAAUACGGAGACAUUCUCCAUGUUAUCAACGCCUCUGAUGAUGAGUGGUGGCAAGCCAGGAGAGUCACCCUGGAGGGAGACAGUGAGGAGAUGGGGGUCAUCCCCAGCAAACGGAGGGUGGAGAGAAAGGAACGUGCCCGAUUGAAGACAGUGAAGUUUAAUGCAAAACCUGGAGUGAUUGAUUCAAAAGGGUCAUUCAAUGACAAGCGUAAAAAGAGCUUCAUCUUUUCACGAAAAUUCCCAUUCUACAAGAACAAGGAGCAGAGUGAGCAGGAAACCAGUGAUCCUGAACGAGGGCAAGAAGACUUCAUCCUUUCUUAUGAGCCUGUCACAAGGCAGGAAAUAAACUAUACUCGGCCAGUGAUUAUCUUGGGUCCCAUGAAGGAUCGGAUCAAUGAUGACUUGAUAUCUGAAUUUCCUGACAAAUUUGGCUCAUGUGUGCCCCGUAAGUAUCAUUUUUCUCUUCUCUAGAAAAAAGCUGAGAAAGAUCAGAAAAAAAACCAUAUAUUAAAAUCAUCUCAGUAUGACGACAACUUGUAUGGAACCAGUGUGCAGUCUGUGAGAUUUGUAGCAGAAAGGGGCAAACACUGUAUACUUGACGUAUCGGGAAAUGCCAUCAAGCGGCUACAAGUUGCCCAGCUCUAUCCCAUCGCCAUCUUCAUUAAGCCCAAGUCUCUGGAGCCCCUGAUGGAGAUGAACAAGCGUCUAACAGAGGAACAGGCCAAGAAAACCUACGAUCGUGCAAUUAAGCUAGAACAAGAAUUUGGAGAAUAUUUUACAGCUAUUGUCCAAGGAGACACCUUAGAAGAUAUAUAUAACCAAUGCAAGCUUGUUAUUGAAGAGCAGUCUGGGCCUUUCAUCUGGAUUCCCUCAAAGGAAAAGUUAUAAAUUAGCUACUGCACCUCUGACAACGACAGAAGAGCAUUUAGAAGAACAAAAUAUAUAUAAUAUACUACUUGGAGGCUUUUAUGUUUUUGUUGCAUUUAUGUUUUUGCAGUCAAUGUGAAUUCUUAUGAAUGUACAACACAAACUGUGUGAAGCCAUGAAGGAAACAGAGGGGCCAAAGGGUGGGACAGAAAAGACACUGCAGUAUGCAGAAAGGCUUUGGUUUGCUCAAGGGGCCAGGUGUAGGGAUGAAUCCCUGAAGGGCUUUGUGCCCAAGAGAUGGGCAGCCUCCUCACCCCAGCAGAUGUCCAGAGCUGAUUUAGCUGCUGAGCUCUCUGUGUUUUUUGCUUUAAAGAAAAGUUGCCAGCACUUGAACUUCACCAACCUUCCCAUUACCCACAUCUGUAAUUGGUCCACUUCGAAUUUUAUAACUAUGCACAUCCUUUGGUUUCUUAACAAGCAAAAGAAAGAAAGAAGGAAGGAAAAAAGAAAAGAGCCCCUUUUGGAGACGGCAUAAUAUCAGGGAAGGAUAAGCGUGUAGUUUCUUUGAUGGGCAUCUGCAAAGAUGAGCAUUUCACAAAUUCGCAAGUGUAUGGAGGACUGACCUUACUGAGAGGAGGGGAUUCCCCCUGGGGUUAGCUUUAUGAUUGUUUAUUGUCUAUUUUGCCAUUUAUAAACUGAAAGAAGGCACUAAAGAUGAGAAUAAUUUAUACAAUAAAAAUAUAUUAAAUGUAUAGAAACAAAUUUCUAUAGGUUAAAAAAGUUUUGUGAAAUAUUUUGUAAAGACAAAUUAAUGGAAAGACUAAAUGUGUGCACUAUCCGCAGACGAUCAAAGUCAAGAACUGAAAGCUGCACUCUCCCUUCUGUUGCCAAUGAUUCAUUAAGAGCAUCUGAGGUCCUUCCGAAGUCUGACACAGACUUCUCCCUCACUUACCUCCCAUGAUCUCCCUUCCUUAUUAGUGAUACACUCUCACGGAACGCACCCCUUAAUGAGUUGCCCUCAUGGAUAUUUUUGGAAGACAUUUGGUUAAUGCAUUUUUAAGCUGAUGGCUCUCAGAGACCAACUCAUGCGAAUGAACUCAAGGGAAGUUUUCGCUUUUCUCUCAUUAAACAUCCUGGGCCUGCCAUGCAAAUAGUUGAAUAACUUUGUUCCUAGCUACUUAUAUACAGUUCUUAAACAUCAUUUAGUAUUUUGGCCAACCAUGAGUAAUUAGGCCUUUUUUUUUUUUUUUUUUUUGUCGCAAGUAACUGAGGUUUUAUAACAGCCAGAGAUGGUCUAGAGCCCUGGAGAGAUCUGUCCCAAGAUGCACUUCUUCUCUGAGAAAGAGAUAAAGAAGUAUUUGGUUAGGGGUACAGACUUUUGUUCCUGUGUACAGGGCAAGAGAAUCAUAAGAAAAGACAAUUAACGACUUUGAACUCAACCAAUUGAACUGCCUUUCUUGGGGGCUGCACCUGGACCAAGUUUGUUUUUUUAGCCAUGAUACUGAUGAUGAUUUAAAACAAAAAGAAACCUCCCGAAGCCUAUAUCCUACUUUAGAGCCAAUGGUGACAUCAGCAUUGCUUAUGCCCAAGGUGUUUAGAGAGAGACUUUUCAGUAAUCUGAAUAACCACACAACUCUGGGUUCUGUGCAUGCCCAGACCAAGCCCCAUCGCCUUAUUUUUGGGGUAUACAUCCAGACCUGGCAGGGAUUCUGCCACACUGUGCAGCAAACCAGCAUAGAGGCUGGGACGGUAGAGCUAGAGAUGGAGCCAUCAGCCGUGAUGGGGCUUCUUCCCAGUAAGAACAUCAGAGCUCGGAAUGAGGGUCUCUUUCAAAAACAAGCAUUUGUUCAGCUUACACUAAAUACCACUGUCUGAUUGGCUGCAGUCACCGAAACAAACACAAAAAUUAUGCAUCUACCUAUAGUCUUGAGGCCGCCUUUGCCAAUGGCAGGGCUGGCAAUGUAUUUUCCCUCUGAUGAAAGUUAUGUUUCUGGAGAUUUUCUUAGAUUGCCCAGAAUGUGAAAGAUGUGUCCACGUCUGCCAUGCGCCAGUUUCAGGUCGAGGUCUACUUUCAUCAGUAUUGCUCCCGGAAGUCUCCUGCCACCAGAACGCCAUUCCUGAUCCCAGCUCUCUUUUUAGGCCACCAUGAUAACUUCUUUGGUUUCUCAACUGAGCAUGCAACCAUUUAUUUAAAGGACUGUCAUUAAUGAGUAGAUGUUUCCGCGGGUCGUGUGAUUGACGUGCUUUCCAUUUACUAUUAAGUAUUGCUGUGGCUGAGUAUAAUCAAAUUGAACCACCAACCCUUGGUUUUGUAGUAAUAUAAUUAUUUAUUUUCCUAGUGUAGAUGCUUUCAGAUUCGAGUUGGCAUUUGCACUGAUUUUUUUAUGUAGAUUUAUAUAAAUAUAUAAAUAUAUAUACAUAUAUAUUUGCUUGAAGAAUCACCAAGCAAAUUGGUGAGAGGGUCUUUUCCUAUAGAAUUUACACCACCAUUCGUUGUGUUGUCCUGCGCUUCCCAAUGUUGAGGUCUCUAUGGCUCCAAAGAAUCGGUGUAUUUUGCAGCAAAUCUGAUGACUGGUAUGGAAACGGCAUGAAAGUUACCUAGAUUACAUCUGGUGCAAAUGCACUUGGAGCCUAGGGCCAGACUGGUGCUAACACUGCAAACUUUGUCCGGAGCUCUCUCCAAUCUGAAGGCUUGCUGGGGGCGCACUGUCACAUUCACAUGCUGGGCCCUUUCAGAAAAGUGCCAGAUCGUGUCACUGGUGCUAUUUUUCAUGCUCUGGUACAAUGUGUAGCACCACGGGGGUCUCAGCUUUACCAAAAUCUAAACCCCAUUUGUCAGCUAAUCGCAGGGGCAUUUGUUUUUUGCUCUCCUUUUGCAGGAUUUGUUGGCCAUUUCUUUGCAGGCCUUUUCUCUUGGCCCCAAGUUUUUGGGUGGGCUCUAUCUGUUCAGUGAGCCCACCUUUACAAAGCUGCACUCAGGUGCCUGUGAGCUGUCUUAGAUCCUACUGCCAGCCCUUCGGGACUCCAAGCCAGGGAAAAGCUCUCCACUCCUCUGGCUCUGCCUCUGGUUCUUUCUCAGUCCUUUUAUCUGCUUUCCCCUUUCUCUUUUUAUCUCAUUCCAUCAGCCUUUGGGGUACCUCUCCUUUUAUCCUUCCUUCCUGUCUUCUCUGAGUUGUUCAUUUUCUCCUGUAAUCCUUCUGAACUCCCUCCCUUUCAUUCCCCAUCUCCUUGUUGAUCUCUCCUUUAUUUUCACACUUCCCCCUUCUUAUCUUUCCCCUUAUCACACUUUCCCCUCCUUACCUGUUCUUUCUCUUUCCCUCGCAUCUCUCAUCACCUCUCAUACCCCACCUCUUAGUUUUUAUGUCCUAUAAGGGCUCAUGGCUGAUUCAGACAGCAAGUCCAUAGAUUGGACUCAUGACACAAAUACUUUGGGUCACUGUUUCACCUCCGCAGCCCAGAAAGCGAAGCUGAGCGUGAGGUCCUGAACUGGAGCACCGCUCACUGAGCCAGCCUGCACCGCUGCCUUGGCAGUGACGCUGCACGUGCUCUGGGCCCUGCCGGCACCUGGGUGACUGCCUGCCUGAAGGCUGGUCCAAAGCGAGCCCACUCCCAGCACCAUUCCGCGGCUCCGAGGACACUCCCUUUCAAUAAAGGCAGACUCCAGCCCCAACAGCUAUUCUGACAGCAAACCUCUUCCUUCUCAUUGGAACCAUGCCAUCGCCUUGAUUUGAAGAGACACAUUUUUUUCUCUUUCAUAAGCUUUUUUUUUUUUCCUCCCCGUUUUUAUGUGAAGCCCCCUCUGCUUUUCAGCUGGUGAUUGCUCUGGUGAGAUUGAAUGGACUCACUGGUGAAAUAACAUCUCUUUUUUCCUGUCUUGGUCCUUUCUAAGAAAUUCCUACAAAAAACAUUUAAGUCAAGGACUCAGGCUAGUUCCUAGGUUUAUCACAGUAAUGUGUCACUCCUAGGGGGAAAAGGGGGGACAUUUCCCUUAAAGCAUGUGGAGUACCUCCUGUGACAACUGAUGUGCCAGAGGGCUCCCUAGAGAAUUCUAUGGAUAUAUAUUUUAUUUAUGUGUAUGUAUGGUAUAUGUGGUAUGUAUAUCAUGUAUACACAUACUACAUUUGUGAAUGAAUGUGGAUGGAAACCCACACACCACCCCCCUCCAGUCUGUAAAUAUCCUUCCUCACUGAAAACUGUGCUUUGGAAAUCAUAUCUUGUACAGCUGUGCAGUUUCUUGUAGCAGCUGAGGACAAGCUAACACAGGUGAAUGAUUUGGACAAAGAUCAUCUAAAAGGUAGAAUUCAGAAUCUCCCCAGCAACUCAUGAGGACAGACAAGCAAAUGGCAAGGUGGACUCCCCAUAGGAAGGCAAAUUUUUCUUCUCUCCUUUUUGAAUUUGUGUUUCCUGUGUCUUAACUUCUGAGUGCACCAGGCUGUACCCGUUAGAGCCUUUCAAUAUGGCGGUUUUGUGCUUCUCUCUGACAGGAUUUUCCUCCAUUGAGCUGUAGUGCAGGAUGGGAGGGAGGGGGAAAUACUCCUUGCCUGGGCUGGAGUUUACAGAGACACUGCACAGCUUACACUCCUGUUAAGUGUAAAUAUUCGACACUUCCAUUCCAUUUGUGUAAAAAAUAAAGCACACACGAUUAUAAAAUUAAGAUGUAUAUUUCAUA
Molecule: messenger RNA, 7707 nt
Organism: Hipposideros armiger (great roundleaf bat)
Lineage: Eukaryota; Metazoa; Chordata; Mammalia; Chiroptera; Hipposideridae
Gene: DLG2
Product: discs large MAGUK scaffold protein 2
Exons: 30
Biological process (GO): regulation of postsynaptic membrane neurotransmitter receptor levels; chemical synaptic transmission; receptor localization to synapse
Cellular component (GO): neuromuscular junction; neuron projection; postsynaptic density membrane
Molecular function (GO): ionotropic glutamate receptor binding; protein kinase binding
Source: RefSeq, a predicted model, not a curated record